Molecule: messenger RNA, 8708 nt
Organism: Dermacentor albipictus
Lineage: Eukaryota; Metazoa; Arthropoda; Arachnida; Ixodida; Ixodidae
Source: RefSeq, a predicted model, not a curated record
CCGACAUCAUGCCGCGUAUACACCAGCGGCAUCCUCGUUUUUGUGCAGGAAGGCUGAAUCAUCAAUUUAUAAAGAUGAGGAAGUGCUUUUCCAGAAAAGGUGGGAGUGCAUCAGCUCCUAUUUAGCGCCCGUGCUUAGUCACCUCCUUUUGGCAAGUAUGGACAGGCGCCUUGAAGCUGAACUAUCCAGUUCCAACGUGCAUUCUGUUUUCCGGUGUGUAGACGAUUCUUUACUUGUGUUCAAGAAGACAGGCGAUGACCUUGCUUCCCAGGUCAAGACCACAUUCGCCGUUUUUGCCCGCGUGCUCUCCUAUUUUACCGUCACCAGUGAGCUCCCAAAGGAUCUAGAGCUGAGGUUUCUAGUCACUAACCUAACGUUUCUCGACGACCACGUUCGUUGGUAAUACGCACUACGCUCAGCAAAAGGUCUACUCCCCUUCGUCUUCGCCUCACUCGAAACUCGUUCAACGAGCAAUAGGGACCGCCGCACUGAAAACGCCCAUUCAAGGUUGUGCAUCUGCAAGAUCGACUCAAGUUUCAAAACUCAAGUAGGAAGACUGACCGACGCGGGAUUUCCUUUCCCGCUAAUACGAGACUUAGCGGUGGCAAUACUGAAAUCCCUCUGAAAAAGUUCGGAACAUGGUCGGAUUGCCCGUGACUGGUCAAGAACGAGUGUAAUUCUCUGCGAUCACAUCGUGUAUCACGGCAUCGAGAAAGUCGGGGUGGAAGACUCAAGGAAACGAGACAUCGUUGUGUCCACGACACAGUUCCCAUCAGCGCCUUCGCGUCGACGUGCCUUGCUGGACAAGAUUCUUGUGACGUGACAUUCAAGACGCAACGAACCUGGCGCCGCGUUGUGCAAGGAACCGAUGCCUUGGAACAGAAAGGAGGAGCACCUUCGCUUCAGUAACAACGUCCUCAUAAAAGGCGAGGCCUCGGCAUCGGCAUUGGUGGCGGCAGCUUCCGCGGCUUCCUGCUGCGGCGGCGGCGAUCGGCCAAGGAAGGCGAAGCGGCGGCGGCGGCCGGUCCCGGCGGUGCGCUGGCUUCCUCGCGCCACCACGCGCAGCAGCCGCCCGUAAGAUGCGCCACCAUGAGCAGCAUCGGCAGCGUGGGCCGCAGCGGCGGCCCGCUGGCCAACGGCGUGCCCUGCGCCACCGUGGGCAACGGGGGCGUCAAGAAGGACCACUCGGCGCCGGCCGUGGCCGCAGCGGCCGCCAACGGGGGCACGGCCAACGGGCCCCUGCUCGAGACCACCACGGUCAAGAAGGGCCUGCUGUGGCAGCAGUGGGACAAGUUUUUCAGUCGCUGGAAGGAGCGCUACUUUGUGCUCACCAAGGACUACUUGGCGUGCUUUAAGAAGGAAUCCAAGGUCGGAACCUCCGAGAUGGGAGGAUUCCUUUACAAGGUGAACUUGGCAGACGUGGAGGGGCUGCAGUGGGCCGACAAAAAGCGGACGGGAGUUAUCGCCCUUCGGGUGGGCACCGAGGGCCAGCUCCUGCUCUGGACCAACUGCGGCCUGGACGACUGGAUGUUCGCCCUUAGAGACGCCAUCGGUCGGAGCAAGGGGCGCAGAGAGGCCCUCCGCAAGGCGCACACGCUCGGCCCGCAGUUCUACGACGCGGGACUCACCAAGAGGCAGGCGUUGCUGCUGCAGCACACGCUGACCUCGUCGGAGGCGCAGUCCCCAUCGUCGUCGGUGCGCACCUCCACCUCGUGCGAGCUGCGGUCCCUGGGCGAGCGCACCCCUACGCCCAGCCUGACGCGCCGGGCGCAGAGGAUGUCGGUGGCCACCGAGGCCAGCGACAGCGGCUGCAGCAUGGCGCAGCCGCCGGGCUCCGCCAGCGUGGACUACGACACGCGCUCGGUGCCCUGGUCGGCCCCGCUCGGACCACGGCCCACGGGCUCCUACAGCUCGCUCAUCUCGCUCGGCCAGCGCUCCCUGGGAGCGCACCGGCCGUCGCCUCGGUCCCUGCAGGUGUCCCCGGCCCUGGCGCAGCGUUCCCUAUACGCGCAGCACGUGCUCAACUCGCCCGAAGUGGCCAACGGCCGCAACGGCGGGGUCCGGUGCGGCGGCGUGGGCGGGGCCACGGCCUCCGCGACGCUGGAGUUCGCCUACAUCCGUCCCGACUCGCCGGUCACCCUGACGGGGCCCCGGCGCAGCACGCUCGACAGCGGCCACUGCCAGCGAUCCCAGUCGUCCUGCUUCGGCGGCGCCAGCCCGUUCCUGCAGCUGGGUGAGCCGCAGCAGCAGCAGCAGUACCACAAGCUCCUCCAGCAGCAGCAGCAGCGGCACCACCGAAACCACAAGCACCAUCAGAACCACCACCCCGCCGCUCCUCCGUUCGCCCUGCACGACCUGAGGGCCGCGCUGCCGGGCCAGGACGACGAGCCGCGGCCGUCGUCCAUCUACGGCCAGCCCUCUCUGACGGUGGUGGGCGACCGCGCCGCCUACUCGGUGCAGCCGCCCGACGUGGUGCCCAACAACCACGCGCCGCGGCCGUCGGCCUCCAAGCUCAUGAAGCGGGCCGUCAGGGCGUACACGCACUCCAAGUCGGACUCGUCGUUCGUGCUCAAGCAGAGCCCGUCGCAGCUGCAGGGACACUUGGCCGUGACCUGAUACGACGGCGCGCGCCCCUCGAACCAUGUCCCCCGACGUGCUCCAUCUUCCGCGCUCCUGGUCGGCAGCCGCCAUCAUCGCCUUCUCCUGUCCGACCGUUCGGCGACCGCGCUGAGCUCGAAGCCGCCAAAGGACGACGACAGAGCUCGCCCUUUUUAAGGUCUCGAGUGGCUCGGUGUGUUGUGUCGGGUUUCGCGGCGUGGAGCGCCGUGGUGGCGACGCUGAGCUGGUGCGACGCUCUUGUUGGCGACGGCGCCAACCGCGCGGCGAGUGAUGGGUGACCAGUUCUACGCGGCACGUGUCUCCGAGACGCCCCCGUCGGUUCUGCCUCGCUUUAGUCUUUCUCUCGGUUCCCUUCUGUACACGCCGAUCAUCCGUGACGAACUUUUUUGCCUUAAUUUUGCGCCGGUUUUGACUAUUAGUUGCCACAGUGCGCCUGGAGGAACUCUCGCCCUAAAAAAAAACUUGGUACGGUGGUUAUGAUGAGUACGAAUUGUGUUUUGUAUUUGGCAGUCAAGCUGCCAUCCGCCAGUUUUGCACGUGUGUUUUUCCUUGAUCGCCGCUUGAUGACUCACGAGAGUCGCAAGAAGUGUACAAGCAAAUUAACUUACUGAAACCUGAACCUGGACGCCGCUGUGCGGUGAAAUCAUGGAACGACAUGUUUCUAUCGGCCCACCUUCCUUCUCAGCCGUUAUUUUGCCUCUUUGUUUGCACUAGUGAAUUGAAAUUCGUGAACUGACCUUACAUGAGAGUCCUUGUGAUAAGAACUCCAGGCAUCAAGGUGCACCUCGCAAAAUAAACUAUCUUUUUGCGCACCUUUGAAGGUUACGUUUCGCGAGAUAGCGAGCUAAGACGCUGGACGACGCGGUGUAAGACAUAAACCCCAUGCAGCAGCAAACGAGUCAGCAGCGAAACGCAAGUAGAUUGAACGGAGUCGGGUGGACGAGGUGAAUUUGCGUGAUGAUGCCGUUGUCUCCGUGCGAGCCGUUUUAGUCCUUUACCAUAGCCUCUUCUGGGGUUUCUUUACUUUAUUGCGUACGCAUUUUUGUGGUGUUAGCGUGACUUUCAGUGAGUUAACGACGGGUUCGGUCAAAGGACGCUGUGAAUACUUGGAGAUAAGAGAGUGGUCCCCGUCUUGGCGCGUUUGGUCAAGCAGCCGCUGCCGUAAUGCAUGUCCUGCCCUCGCUUUCGAUCGCCGCAAGCGCGUUGGCUCUCUGCGGGCCUUUCAGAGCAGUUCGAUUGUUAUCCUAGACGAAUCUCAUCGAGCGCAUGAGACGAAAACACGUAGCUGCUUCUCUACAUAUUUAUUUUUUUUUUCUCGGCGGUCGCGAGUGUACGCGAACGAAAUGCACAACCCAAGGAAAAGCGUGUACCGAAGAAAGAAAAAAAGAAAGAAAUCGAGAACAACUAAGCGCGUGGUUCUGGGCGUCUUCAUGUCCUUGCAUAUAUUGCGCGGAGUGCGCGACAUCGUUCGGUGUCGGUUCCAAGCGGCGCGCGCCCGGUGUUGAUGGAAUCCCAGUCGAAGAAGGCUUAAUGGAAUGACUCUCGAGGCGGCUUGCACCGUCACUUUCCGCAGUUGUUUUCGUUGCACCCCAGCCCACUCCCGCAUUCGCCACAGUUCCCGCGACCUUCUCAAUCGUAUAUACUAUACGCCGUCACUAUACCCUGUAUAGCUGGUCCCUCUGUAAUUCACACGCCCGUUCCCGUCUCGUUUUUCAACCUCUCCUGUAGAAGCCAACCACCACCAACCUGUGCGAGUCCACUGUGAUAUAUAUUUUCUAUUGUACGCGUGUGCGUGUGUGCGUUCCGUGCGCGUAACUCGUCUGUGAGAACCGGUUGUAAAACAGGGCGUCGUGCGAAGUUCUAUACUCGUAUACGCAUUUGCAUUUCGAUUUUUUUUUUUAUGACGACAUUAUCCCGUUAAAAUUUAACCGCCCGGUUAGGCGUCCAUUGGACAGUCACCACUGUCAGACAGUACACACACGAUCACACACACACACAAGCGCUUGCCAGAGGUGUACACGACAAGGUGUGGAGUGACGAAGCAGGACACUGCGCGUAGACUUGACUGCCACAUUCGAAUCUUGUUGAGAUAUAUGUGUGUAUCUCUCUCGCGGUGUGUACUCCAGAACAAGUGUGAAUGUACAAAGUAUAGUAGGUGCGGGGGCGCCCUGUGUACCGUUUAGUCACGACGCCGUUCAAUUAGCGAGGCGCAGCAGCACUUAAUUAGGUGCACUGCACGUCAUGCGGGCAUCGCGAUCGAAUCUCCGUUCCGUGCGGUGUAGGCACAUCUAAAUCUACAACCACUGCGCGCGCUCCGUCUUAGCAGCUACGUACAGAAACAGAGUGGUCACGCCCGAGCAGGUGAAACGUCGUUCGAGUUGCAGACGCGGCAAAGGUCACCUGCGACUCCUGUCAUCUCUGUACACACUGCAUCUGGAAGAUGAUGGUUAGCUAAGCGAGGCUGAAAGCUGUAUACAAACUUGACAACGACAAAAUUUAGGCUGGCUAAAUAUAUCGAGUAUGUGUUCUUUCGAACUGCUUUUACGGAGUUGCUGAGACGGAGCGCAAACCAUAUACAGAGCGUCGGCCUUCAUUCCGUGUCCUUCCAAGAGGCUUGCACUGUUGCCCGCUAUAGCUUCUACGGACAGUCCUUUGAAUGGCCGUAGGUAGUCGUCCGUGCGUCGACGACCAUUGCGAGGUGCGGAUAUUUGGCGAAAGUCUGGUGCGCACGGACAGCACAUGGUAGUGCGGCCCGUUUCUCACUGCCAAGACCUGAAAGGUGCACCUGCGAACAGGCAGAUGGUGUCGGCGUGUACUGUAACUUUGUCUGAGCUCGACUGCCAGCAAUGCUUUCUUUUCCCCUGAGAGCCUCCAAAGCUCGGAGUGUCGUUGAACAUAAUAUUCCUUAGCAAGAGCACCUCGUUUCUGGCGUGUCUAUUGCGAGAAACUGCGGCCAAACGUGUUUUUGGUUGUCAGUUCCUUCUGAAAGCUUCUUCUUCUUCUCCGUGGCUGUCAUAGGCAACAUCUUGAUGUGAGCGAACGUGUGAUAGGUUGUGAGUUGUCGCUGCAAAGGUGCGGAGUCCGUUCCGCCAGUGUGUAUGUGGCGGCCUGCUCUUGUAACGUUAUCGUGUCAGCGAGUUCGUUCUUCGUAGAUGUCGGUAACGUGUGACGCGCUGUGAGGGGGAACAUGAUUUAACCGUGCUUGGAAAUUUUUGUGCUCGUGUGGCAUUUCCCAGAGGAUCCGAUUCCUCGUUAGUUUCAACGUCCUAUCGUCUCCUUCGGCAACUGUAUCACCAUAUACGGAAAAUGGGAAAAGGUAUCACCACAUCUUCAAGUGCGUUAGCUUUUGGUGACGCAAUCAAUCUGAUCAGUGCUUUAUAAAAAAUACAUUGAAAACAAGGAAUAGGUUUACACUAUUAUUGCCUAUCGCUAGCGCACUGCCCCAGUUGCGCGGUGCAUGAACUGCUGAUGGGAGCACUACUCUGGUCUUCUUGGCACAGUGUACUUGCCUACGUCUGGCUGUUCAAGUCACCCCCAAUAGUGCACAAAGUGCUGUGAUUGCGAAGAGAUGCAGAUCUGAGAAAAGGGUGCUUCAGUCAAUGGUCAUCUUUUUGUCUGUUGUGAUGUGUUGGCAAAGCAAUUGCUCAAUUCCAUUCAGCGUGGGCGCGUUGUAAAACUAUGGGCCCUUACAUUUUCUUUUACGUGCGUUUCUUUCAACGCUGAGUAACCUUUGAUGCUCAUCGCUUCGUGCAUUCGCUACGGAUUUCGUUACAAACGUAUUGUUCCUGCGUAGGUACUAUACGGUCAAAUGAACUUUCUUUUUCUUCUCCGUUAGAACUGUUUAAUUGCGGUGACCACUGGCCUCACGCUCAAGACUGGUGCUUGCUGCGUACGCAGCAAGCACGUCGGUGAUGAUCAGUUUCUUCUAAACUUGACAUCAAGUUCACCUUGUAAAAGUGGAAUCUAACUUGUCCUUAUAAUAGCGUACAAUUUUUUUUUUCACGGGCGCAACCGAAGCGAUUGCACAAAGCAACCGGUUCUGGGUCUCCGCACUGUUUGAACACGGACAUGUUUCCUAUUUGAGAUUAUGACGGUACCCGUCUGCCUUUUUCUGAGAUAUGAGUACCAGCAAAAACUGCACAACCUGUGUGCAAGGAGAGUCUAUCGAAUGCCGACGCAUCUUUUUUCCCCCUUGAACGUUCAGUCUGAACAUGUUUCAAGGCGAGACUAUAUAUAUGCUGACACCAAAACGCAUGCUAUACCGGCGAAAACUAACGCGGCAAUAAAUUACGCUUUCCCACAUGAGUCCGUACAUCGAAUCGUAUGAUUCCUCCGUUAUAUCUCCCUAUCUUUCAUUGCUCGGUUGAUAUUAGUGGCACGAACGAAUUGCACGCCCUGCUGCUAACGACGAGAUACAAUUAAGAAAGUGGAGGAUAAGAUAAGAACUGUGAAAAGUUCGACAUGUCUGCGAACGUGGUAAAAAGAGGUGUACACGUCUGGCUGAUAAGCUUGUACCACCAGGUUGGUAAGAGGCGCUGCCGUCACGUGAGGUCUUGGCGCGUGAGUGUAAGUACACUUAUGCGUUUGUCGAGUGGGGUGUCGCAAGACCCAGCACGGCGUGAAGAGAAAUGCAAUAUACAAAGUACAAUAUGAAUUCAGAUAUUUUGACCACGCAUAUAAACGGCAUAAAUCUUAUCGAAGAAAUAAAAAGACAACUAAGGAGUGCGAACAUUUACUGUUGAAGCAGCACCGUGACAUCCACCGCCAAGAUUUAUCUGUGGAUGUGACAAAAACAUGUGUUUGCCUAAUGAACGCGUACGUAUUUAAUAGCUCCCGAAUUUGUGAAAUCUACCUUAAGACAUUAUGUUACCCCCGUCGUCGACACGAAACGAAGAACCGAAUGUGUUAGUUGUUGUUUUUCUGCUUUCCCUAAUUGCCACUUGCGCUUAGCGGACGUUCUUCUUCGAUUCAUUCAGCUCUUUCUGUCUUGCCUUUUUCUUUUUUUUUUCUACUGAUGUCUUCGCAGGAGGAGAAAACCGCGGAGGUCUGUAGUUCUAGUCAUUCAGCAGUGUGUGCUUGCGUGCGUGCGCUUGUGCACGUGAUGAUUUUUUUUCCUUCUCCUCUAGUUCCUAAACAACCUCCGGGGAUGUGCAUCCAGCUGGUAUAGUUUAACCGAUCAAAGGAUAUAAGAAGGGAUAUUUGGAGACGCGAACCAGAAAAGAGUUCUUUGUCUGUGAAAAUAUUUAUAACCCGUGUCGAACGAAUCUCCUCCACUGUUUCUUUCUCUCUCACUUUUCUAUUUCUUUUGAGAUAAAAAAAACAACACUUCAAUCUGACGCACACGUGUUAUUGCCUGCAUUACUGUGAUGAUGAUGCGCGUCUGGUAACAUCAUUGCUGGUAGCGACAACUUGCGGAGUUCUUUUCAACAACAGUAUCCGAAAAGCCACGGAUACGCGAUCGUAUUGCCACAAUUUAUCUGGCCGAUAAACAGCUGAGUCAAGACUACGCUGCUACCAGAACUUUUGUUUGCUCUAGCAAACACACACACAAAGAAAAAAACGCAGUGGCACACUGGUGAUAGCCGUUCUGCGCAUCUUGGCUUAAGAACAGUUUCAGGAGACUACGAAGUUUGAAUAGUUCGUCUCGUGGCCAAAGUCGAAAAACAGCACAGAUAGCAGAAAAAAGAGGCGGACAGCGCACACGCUCUGUUAUCACAACAUGUUAGAUGCGCUGUGGCUCCCCGUGCCAUGUACGACUCCGUUUGACGGUAAUAGGCUAUUGGUAACGCGUGUGCGUCAAGUUGAAACACUUCACUGGUGUCUCUCCAUCUUUUUCACUGUUACGACAUUGAUGUGUCACUGUUUGUUUCUCUCCUGGGUGGUGAGAGUGGAGCACACAGUGUCUCUCCACUAAUCUGAGUCUCUCUGUUCUCUAAUAACUGCGUGUCACUCUUCUUACUCUCUUCACCUGGAUAUUUUUUUUUUCAGACUGAAUUGUGCGCAGCCACACAGAUUCUGUUUCUUUUUUCAUUUUUUUCUUCGGAUAUAUUUACAAGACCUCGAAUAAAAACUUGUAUACUGUGAACCAA